AGCCCGCGAAUGGGGGACCUUAGCCGCAAAAGAAAGUGGGAUGGCACAUAAUGUCCCGCGGUUUGUGAGCCACUGAUUUUUUUUUCCUUUCCCUCCGAGCUACAGCUCAACCUCAACCCGACAUCACCUCACCUCACCUAGCCUCACCUCGCCUUACAUCGCCUUAUAACCCGACUUACGUAUACCUAGGUCCUAUUACCUCACACCUGCGAGUCCCACGCCACAUUUACAUGACAGUAAUUACUACAUAAUCUCAUUGGUCACGACAAAUUCGCAUUCACUCAUUGCGGCAGGUCCGCGUUCGUUGUUCGUACUACGUACACGCGACAUCAUGCGCCAUUAGAGGUAGCUAGCUUAGGGUACAGCAGGAGAAUAAUAAUGGGGAAGCGGAGGAAGGUCGUGCAUAAUGCUAGACCGGCGCAGAAGCCCGGUGAUAGCGGUCAGAAGCCGCAGGGGGUAACAAAGCCGAAACCUCAGAAGCAGAAGCAGAAGCAGAAGCAGAAGCAGAAGCAGAAGCAGAAGCAGAAGCAGCCGCAGCCGCAACGCGACGAGCCGACGAUACCCUUCGCGCCCGAAGACAAGAUCCUGCUGGUGGGCGACGGCGACCUCAGCUUCGCGGCCUCCCUGGUCGAGCACCACUACUGCGCCGACGUGACGGCCACCGUCCUCGAGAAGACCCUCGAGGAGCUGGUCGAGAAGUAUCCGCACGCGGCGGAGAACAUCGCCAAGAUCGAGGCCGAGGACAGCAGGGUGCUGUUCGGGGUUGACGCCACCAAGAUGGCGCCAUUCGUCGACAAGAAGAAGGGCAGCAGCAGCGGCGGCGGCAAGGAUGACGGCGCCGCGGCGGGUGUGAUGGACAGGAUCAUCUUCAACUUCCCGCACGUGGGCGGGAAGAGCACGGACGUCAACCGACAGGUCCGGUACAACCAAGAGCUGCUGGUCGAGUUCUUCAAGCGCGCGACGCCCUCCCUGGCGCCUGGGGGCACGAUCGUCGUCACGCUGUUCGAGGGCGAGCCGUACACGCUGUGGAACAUCCGAGACCUUGCUAGGCACACCGGUCUCCAAGUCGAGCGUAGCUUUAAGUUCCAGGCGAGCGCGUAUCCGGGCUAUCACCACGCCCGCACGCUCGGCGUGGUAAAGAGUAAAAGCGGCGAGGCGGGCGGCGGCUGGAAGGGCGAGGACCGGGCUGCGAGGAGCUAUAUAUUCGUCCGGAAAGACGACGAGGCGAGACCGCGUCCCGGAAGUAGUAAGAAGCGUUCGAGGGCUCAGGAUGAUGAGUCCUCGGAUGAUGACUGAUGUACAAAUUGCAUAUGAAAUACCCCUGUGAAUUUGCUUCGGUAAUUAGACGAUAUAAUCUUUGGGUUUGAAGUCCCUAAGGCCCUAUAACCGUAUGUACUCAAAAUCCUCGGGGCUAUACUAAUAUUAGAUUGACGCCGCUGGUGGUUUAACAGCAUUUAGGAUUAGAACAUCUGUAGUUUGGAAUAAGAUAGACGUAUAGAAUUUAACUCUAAUAUUAAAGACUGCUCUGGUAUGAGUGUCAGA
This is a messenger RNA of Daldinia caldariorum, 1542 nucleotides long. RefSeq lists its product as uncharacterized. The record is from RefSeq and is a predicted model, not a curated record. The transcript has a single exon. Gene Ontology annotation, cellular component: cytoplasm. Gene Ontology annotation, molecular function: rRNA (uridine-N3-)-methyltransferase activity. Gene Ontology annotation, biological process: rRNA base methylation. Lineage: Eukaryota; Fungi; Ascomycota; Sordariomycetes; Xylariales; Hypoxylaceae. The coding region runs from base 379 to 1296 and encodes 305 amino acids.